Messenger RNA from Etheostoma cragini (Arkansas darter), 4481 nucleotides. RefSeq names its product Sin3A-associated protein a (gene sap130a). The transcript is spliced from 21 exons. Lineage: Eukaryota; Metazoa; Chordata; Actinopteri; Perciformes; Percidae. The record is from RefSeq and is a predicted model, not a curated record. Gene Ontology annotation, cellular component: Sin3-type complex. Bases 106 to 3249 code for a protein of 1047 amino acids. Gene Ontology annotation, biological process: negative regulation of transcription by RNA polymerase II.
UCUUCCGGCUUACAUGUUGGAAAAAAGAAAAGACGAAUGGAAAAAUUGUAAUCCACAAACCGACCAUUGCCUGCUACCUUCACAACACGGUCCUAAUUUGUACAAAUGAGCUCCCAGCAAUUCCCCCGACACGGGCUGCCUACUUCCAGCGGGGGGGCACCUCAGAUCACUGCUGCAGGAAACCUGGUGUCUAUCACGCAGCCGUCAAAUCCAUCAGAUGCUGACAGCAGUCGGGACGCUGACCACGGGCACCAGGAUCACCCCCAUGCUGGGGGCGGAGGAAGCUUGGCGUUCAGAGAUGAGAAGCAGGAGACCAUGGUGGUCAGACCUUACCCACAAGUACAGACGCUUGGCCAGCCACAGCCUACUCCCCAAACCGUGGCCAUCAAGCCUGGCACACCUGUGACUGUCCCUGCUCCCUCUGUCCACCUCCCACCGGGCCAGCCUGCGGUCCUCACAGAGGGACAGAUAAAGGCAGUCCUGAAGUUACCUAUGCCAAGCCGUCUAAUUGCCCCAGCACCAGCUUCCAACCAGGGUCAUAUUCCCAUACCCUCCAAGGUGCCGGGUCACAUUACUGUCACCAUAGAGAGCAGUAUUGCUCCUACCCCGUCUAUUCCUGUGGCGACUAUCAGUGGUCAGCAGGGUCACUCUAGCAACUUACACCACCUAAUGCCAGCAAACAUUCAGAUCAUUAGGGGCAGUGCCCCAGCGCUGCAGAUCGGGACCCCUACGGUCCCUCCUCAGACCUACCCAUCCCAUUUACCCCGAGGGGCGGCUGCAGCAGCUGUUAUGUCCAACCCCAAAACGGUCCUGCGGCCAGCCACUGGAGCAAGUGCGGGCCCCGGCCAGCCCACAGUGCAACACAUCAUCCACCAGACUAUUCAGUCCCGCCCUACUGUAACAACGUCUUCCGCCGUGCUUCCAACUGUAGUGGCCCCCAUUUCAGCAGCAAGAACUCAGUCCCCAGUAAUCAGCCCAGCAGUCACACACUCUGCAGAGCUGGCACAUGGGCGACCAGGGCUGACAAUUCACCCCCCUCCAGCCACCGCUGUCAGUAUUCAGAGGUCUCAGACAUCCCGUGACACCGCCACCAGGAUCACGCUGCCGUCUCACCCUGCAAUUGGAGCUCAAAAGCCUCAGCCUCCGCACACCAUGACACAGAAGCCCAUCUUCAGUCCUGUAACACCGGUAGCUGCCGCUACUGUGGCACCAAUAGUUGCCACUAACACUGUUCCAUCCACAACAACAAUAGGCUCUGUGCCACAUAGCCAAAUGUCCAGUAACACUAUUGUCACAGUGACAAUGGCAUCCCACUCCUCUCAUGCUACAGCAUCAACCACCUCUGCCAUCCCUGUUGCUAAAGUGGUCCCUCAGCCCAUUGCACACUCUUCAUCCCGUGUGCAGUCGGAUUACACUGGGGAGAGAACCAACCUCAUCCCCAUUCCAGGCCAUAUCUCAUCUCCUAAUUCUGUCACCAUGGAAGCAAGAAGUGACAACAGGCCUUCGGUGCCUGUGCAGUUCCAGUAUUUCCUGCCGGCGUACUCCUCGUCAUACCCUCUGACACAUACCUACACCCCCAUCAGCAGCUCUGUGUCCACCAUCCGCCAGUAUCCUGUCACUCCUCAAGCUCCGAGUUCAGCGCUGCCCACCCAAGCUGGAGUAGGCGUGGCGACCACUGUCCAUCUAAACCACAUGCAGCUGAUGGCAGUGGACCGGAUCGGUCUCCCGUCUGCACAGAUCAGCACCCAAGGGAUCCAGCAGGCGCCGAUCACUGCACAGGGCAUUCAGCCUGCACCAAUAGGAGUGCAGGGCCUGCACACGUCUGCACCAAUCAGCGCACAAGGACUACAGCAGGCUCCAAUAGUCACUCAGCAGCAGCAAGCACAGUCUGAAGCAAAACCUGGCGUUGUUUUGGCUGAUGGCUUUGUAGCUAGCCCCAUCAGCAGCACAUUCAGCACCACCCAGCCAGUUGCCACCAUGGUGCAGGCACACGCCCAGGGAGGAGUAGGGGGAGCCCCGCCUCUGGUCUCCUCCCCUAGACCCAGCAUCCUCCGCAAAAAGCCUGCUAAUGAAGGAUGUGUCCGUAAGAACCUGAUCCCCGCCCAGCCUAGUGAACCCGGUAGUAGCAGAAUUGAGAGUGGCGUGCGGGGAGCAGGAUCUCCCCGACCUGCAGGAGUGAAACCCAAAGCUGAGGUGCACAUGGCGGUGGCCCCUCCUGUCAUGGCUACAGUGGAGGCACUGUCUUCUCAGGGGGGAGAGCAAACCAUCCCCACCAUGCUCGCUACGCCGGGGCCUGUUCCUCCCUCCCAGCCCUCCACCGUCCUCUCGGCCCUGCCAACAGCCAUGGCUGUAACUCCCCCCGUCCCUGCUUCGAUGGCCAACACUGUGGCCUCCCCCACUCAGCCUGCAGCCAGUAGCACUGCAGCGUGUGCUGCCAGCUCCGCCUGCCCAGAUUUGAAAAUUAAGCAUGAGGUGGAGACCAUGGAAACGUCACAGCCAGAUCCCAAUUCAAACUUGUCUUCAGCCUCGGCCCUCAACAGCCAGGCCUCCACCCUAAACACGCCCGCCAUAGGAGACCUGAUCCCUGGGGCCUCCCCGAGGAAGAAGCCCCGCAAGCAGCAGCAUGUUAUUUCUACAGAGGAGAGCGAGAUGGUGGAGACCAACAGCACAGAUGAGGAGAAGGCUCCAGGCAGGCCCAUCACCGGCAGGGCUGAGAGACGGGAAUCUCCACCAAGGGAAUAUGUUGAUGAGGAAGGAGUGCGUUAUGUACCCGUCAGGCCUCGGCCACCUGUUACUCUUCUGCGACACUACAGGAACCCCUGGAAAGCUGCCUACCACCACUUUCAGAGGUACAGCGACAUCCGGGUCAAAGAGGAAAAGAAGGGCAGCUUACAGGAUAUGGCCAACCAGAGAGGAGUGGCAUGCAGAGCACAAGGCUGGAAAAUUCACCUGUGUGCUGCACAGCUCAGGCAGCUGUCGAGUUUGGAGCAUGAUGUGUACAGCCGCCUCUCCACCCUCCAGGAGGGCUUGAUUCCUAAGAAGAGAGCGGGCUCCGAUGAUGACCUGCACCGAAUCAACGAGCUUAUACAGGGGAACAUGCAGCGCUGUAAACUGGUGAUGGACCAGGUCACUGAGGCCAGAGACACCAUGAUGAAAGUCCUGGACCACAAGGAGAAAGUGCUGAAGCUGCUCAACAAGAACGGUUCCGUCAAGAAGUCGUCCAAACUGAAGCGUAAAGAACGGGCAUAAGCUUGGCCCUUCUCCUCUGUCAGGAAGGAGCUGCUCAGAAUCUGGUGCUAAGAUUUGCUGCAAACAAUCUCACGCACCCUCCCUAUCUGCCUGAGAGCAGACAGACAGAAGUGACAGGAAGGCUAAAAGAAGCAGAAAACCCCGCCAGGAAUAGGUUCUCAUUCUAGACCCAGCGCACGUAUUGAGCGUGGAGCAUUGUAGGUUGCAUUAGAGUGUCCGACUGGACAGCCCUGUCACUGUUUCCCCUUCCAACCCCUCCCCCCUUUUUUUUCUUAAUUUUGAAGACCCCAGAGAACAAUUUUAAUAACUUAAAUCCUGCGUCUUUUAAAACAUUGUUUGAACUGGUGCAUUGGGUGUCUGUGAUAUUUGGCACUUAAUGCAGUCGUAUUAAAAAGUGAUGAAAGUAUUUCAGUUAAGGCGAACCACAUAGGAGUUAGGGUUUGGGUUUGAAUGGGUCAAAUCAAAACAAUUAAAAAGGAGUCCAUCACUGAGCUGUGUGUAUACAGGCUAAUCUCAAUCGUGCUCUUUUCAUUAACCUGUGCCUUCAUUUUGUCACGUGUACAUGAAAUAAUAGUUGGGACACGUGAAAGCUGUUCCACGUGCUGUCUAAAUGUUCUUAAAAUAUCUUUCAAAGAAAAGUGUCACUGUUUCCCCUUUUUCUCCAAACACCUGCAUUUUUGUAGUUACCAGCCCCAAGUUUAGGUGUAAUCUAGAAAAUAAUGACAAAAAAGUACUAGGAGAGAACCUAAAUGUGUCAGAUUUAAUACAUGUAAUAUCCACAAAAUGCUCUUAAGGGAUGAUUAGUGACCUAAGAUGGUUGUCUCAAAGUGAGAACAUGCUGCAUAUGCAUAAUGCCAAGUUAACUUUACAUUUAAACUGCCAACAAUCAUCUUCUUAAUCCAAAGUAAAUGGACGUCAUGGUGGUGAAAACUAUAUCAUCGUUUGGUCUCAGAAAGUGUUGUGCUUGAAAGGGGUGAGUAUCCUUGUGUGAUCAUUCUGGUGGAUUGAAUUCAUGUAAAUCCCUGUAAAUGUGCUUUUGGUUUCCAUUGACCCGGUUCUUUUCCAGUUUUGUACUCGAUGAAACGUUUUGUGCCGUGUGAUGUGCGCCUCUUCAUGUUGUAGAGUGUCACAGCGAUAAUGACGACGACAAGAUGAAGUGAGCCCAAAACAUCAAGCUGUUGUACAUUGUUUUUGUCUGUGUAAUUAUAGUAAAGAUACUUAAACAUACCAGA